This is a messenger RNA of Platichthys flesus (European flounder), 2809 nucleotides long. RefSeq names its product angiotensin II receptor, type 2 (gene agtr2). Gene Ontology annotation, molecular function: G protein-coupled receptor activity. The record is from RefSeq and is a predicted model, not a curated record. Bases 244 to 1494 code for a protein of 416 amino acids. Gene Ontology annotation, cellular component: membrane. Gene Ontology annotation, biological process: G protein-coupled receptor signaling pathway; immune response. The transcript has 2 exons. Lineage: Eukaryota; Metazoa; Chordata; Actinopteri; Pleuronectiformes; Pleuronectidae.
CACAGCCUCCAAUCUGUUUUCUCGAACCACACACAAACACACUCACACAAACACAGAGGCAUGACAUGGUCCGGGACCAUAGAUUUCACUAAGAGGGGUCGAGGAGCAAUUUUCAAGACAUGGAUUUUAGCGAAAAGAAGCACUGAAGAUAUCUUCCAACUGGACGCCCAAUAACUCCAGCUGACCUUGGAAAACCGAGAGGAGGGAAUUCAAAUUGUGUGACGCAACCGUACUGCCAGUUCCAUGAUGGAUAUCCCAAUAGACCUCUCCACUUUCAACUCCACCUCCUCCCCGUAUCUAACCACAAAUGCCUAUCUGAACACCUCUACUGCCCCCUCGCCCGACACCUGCACGGACUGGCCUCCCAUUCCCAUGACCACAAUCAUCCCGACCAUCUACGGCAUCAUCUGCGUGCUGGGGACUGUGGCCAACACCUUGACGGUGUCCGUGUUGGCCCAUGCAAGCGCCUCGAGGAGAACCGUGGCAAACACCUUCAUGCUGAACCUGUGUGUGUCCGACCUGCUGUUCCUGCUGUCUCUGCCGCUGUGGGCCGUCUACUACUCCCGGGGCUACAGCUGGCCCUUCGGCCGACUGGCCUGCAAGAUCUGUGGGGCGCUGCACAACCUCAACCUCUACGCCUCUAUCUUCUUCAUCACGUCCAUGAGCAUGGACCGCUACCUGGCCAUCGUGCAUCCGCUCCGUUCCCAGAGCUCGCGGGACCCCAAACGUGCCCGGCUCACUUGCAUCCUCGUGUGGGUCCUGGCGUGUGCGUGCUCGGCCCCCACCUUCGCUCUGAGGGACACACACUACAUCCCGGCGCUGGAUGUGGAGGCCUGUGUUAUUUCCUAUCCAGAUCAUACUUGGUAUCUGACCCUGGUGUGGAUGAAGAUCAUUCUGGCCUUUCUCCUCCCUCUUGUCGUCAUCUCCUGUUGCUACUGUUCUAUUGGUAGAAACUUGCUGGGUGAUACAGGGCUGUUACGAAUGCAGAAUCGGUCCCACACCCCCAACUCUUUUAAAGAGUCCCACGAGAGCAGCAGUAAAACAGAGAGACCCCCGACCCCCUGUGUGAGCUCCAGCUCCAGCGGGGGCAGACCCAGGGGGGUGGAGCGGGUCCUCUGGACAGUUAUCGCCGUGGUACUGGCCUUCUUCCUCUGCUGGUUUCCCUUCUACUGCGUCACCUUAAUGGAUCUGCUGAAAAGCCACGAAUGGCUGGACAGCUGCUGGGUUAACUGGGCCAUUCAAAACCUCACCCCUGUCACCCUGUGCCUGGGCUUCUCUAAUUCGGCCAUCAACCCUGUGCUCUACUGCUUCAUCGGGAACCAUUUCCGGGGCCGCCUCGGGAGCCUCUGCAAGGGCCUGUGUGCCUGCUUGAAGGCCCGCGGGGAAGAUCAGAGCCAGAAGCGGGGCUCCUUCAGCACCAGGCUGAGCUCCUUCUCCCGAAAACUCAGUGACCUAAAAGACUUGGCGAUUGUGGAGCCCACUAGUCCUGCUUAGUCAGCCCCCAGAGGAGAUGUUCUCUGCCCUCUGCUGGCUUCACACCCCUUAAGAAUGUAUGUCAAAUGACUGCUGAACACCAAUGAGCACGGAUGUGUGAGUCAGAGCUGGUGCUGCGACUGACUGAGUGAAAUCCCUGCCGACAUCAACUCUGCCCUACAAAACUAAAACAGAAAAGCUACCACAUUAAAGACGUGUCGAGAGAAACGGUUGAACUGUUUUGAUGCUGUUCAUCGGAACACGUGUAACAGAUAUGAACCUAAAUAUCAUGAACGUUUUAACACUCCUGCUAGGGACACUUUAAAAGCAGCGAAACAACAAAAUGAGAACGACGUGAGAAUGAAAGCGAUCACUUGCAGUGAUGAAUUAUUUUCGCAGGCAGCAGCUUCACAGAGCAUUAUUGAGGUUCAGCUCAUUGUUUAUCUGCUUCUCCACCAGCGUCACUGUUUCACCCGCCCUGCGCUCAUGGUGCCGUUUCCAGCCGUGUUAACUCUGCACCACGUGCUCAGCCCCAAACUGCUCAUAGACACUAAGUGACUAACUGGUGAAACUAGUGGAGCAUUUAGCAACCAGAUAUUUCCCCUCAGGCGAUGGUAGGGACACAACAAACCGAGGCUGGGAAGUGGACUUCAACACGCACGACUUUAAAUGAAUGAUAGUGUCACUAAGGAACUGUUUGCUAACAAGUUUUUCACAUCAACUUAUAUUUAAAGGUGAUGAACAUGUCUCUGCUGAGCUCAAACUUAAUUUCAUCCUCACAUAGCAAGAUGUAGCUACGCCUCAUUCAGUUGAGAUAAUAAACUGGUCAAUUGAUUUGGAUGCUAACAUCUAACAACCUCUACAUCUAAGUUAGUUCGUAAUUUAAAAUGUGCAGAAGACCUUCAAACGCUCAAAAGAUAUUCACCAUCUACUCCUAUAGUCUGAAACAGAUAAAGUGUGUAGGUAAGAAGGUUUAUUUAUCACAUGGUCUUAAUAGAUUUAUAUCCCUAAAAACUCACAUGCAUUAUAUUUUCUGUGAAAUGAUUUACAUAUUGUAAAUAGUAUAUAAUCUCAUAUUUGUUUAUGUUAAAAACAAAUUUGCCUUGUAGGGCGGAGCUGGUCAAAGGAUGAAUCAGAUGAAGCUAUGUAUUAUAAAUGGAUGAUUAUUACCAGUUACUUUUACAGUUCUUUUUAGGAACAACAAUUUUUUUUACGUAAUCAUGUAACUUCUAACAUUUGUUUUUGAUAUUAUUCUCUGAAGAUAGUUAAAACUGAAAAAUCCCUGUAUUUCAUUGACUGACUGAGAAAUAAAGUCAAGAAAUAUUUCUCUGAAGAA